AGGCGAGAGACGCUCCUCCAGGCUGACUCUCUCUCCCUCUCUCUCGGUCCGUUGGUCCGUCUCGGUUCCCAUUGUCUCUCCUCCUCACUCCUUGAAGACAAACCCCGGAGACCACUCGCCAAACUUAGCCUGUAUUUCGCUCACAUCGCUGUUUUUGUCGGUGACACGUGGAGACUUAUGUGGACAUUACACUUCACUCUGUCCACCCCUGUGCCUGAGACGUGGACAUGCUUUUUUUUUCUGUCUAUUUGGUUAACAGUGUAGAGAUGUUGAACCGGAUGAAGAGGCUGUGAAUGAACCGAUCAACGACGCGGAUGACAAACAACAAGGCGGCUGUGUUGUGAAGCAGUUGAAGGGAUGAACCAGAGGAGCAUGAGGAGGAGGCGAAGGUCUUGACCAGGCAACACAGGCACCGGGAUCAGGGCUUUCUUUUGCGGCUGCUGACAUCUCCAAACAUCCUGGCAACAAUUUGACUCGGCGGAUAAACAAACUGUAUUUUCAGCCGCAGGUUUGGACAUGAAUCGCUGGUGUGAGUGAACAGAUGAUGAGCUGAUCUGUGAGAGGUGGCAGGGACCACUUUCACUUGUCUCCUCCACCCUGAAACACACCAGUUUGUUUCAGUCGGAGGAAUCCAAGUGGAGCUCAGUCGGAUUAGAGAACGAGAGACAGAAUUUAAUCUGUUUAUUCUCAUCUCACCAUCAUCUCCCUGCUGCCUUUUUUUUUCCUUCUCUCCCUGGAAUUGGCUUCAACACAAGACCAUGACAAGGAUGCUGCUGCUCAUUAAGGGGAUUGUGGACCGGACUUUGUAGUCCACUAGGUGAUGACUGGACAAGUGGAGCCUUUGUGGACAUCAGUUUAACAUUUGCUGGAUGAAGGCAGGAGUCCUUUCUUGAGCCAACAUUGUUCUACUUCACACCCACAUUCUCAGAAAUCUGAAUUUGGUGAUUGGACCAUUCACUUGGAAAUGCACCACACCACCUGAAUAAUCCAGCUUCUUCACUGCCUCCAGUUGCUGAGGCUUGUGAAGGCUUUGCCAACACGGACGCACCAGAGAACAAUCGGCGCACUUGAAUUAUCCACCUUCCAUCUCUGAUCCCUGACCCCCACGUGUGUCGGAAAUCCUCGGGACCACAUUGUGGGGCUGUUAACCUGUCAGCAGCUGCUCCAUUUGAAUGAAGCAAUAGCCUUUCAUUCCUCUGAGCUCUAGCAGACUACAGGGGCACUGCUCUGUUGUGCACCUCUACCUGGGCUGCCAGCCAGCCAGACGGCCCUCUGGGGGGUUUGGAUUGUGCAGGUACAGCUGGAGAUUUAGGAGUUACUCAGAGUUUCUUCUUCACCACGUGGGCAGAGAAGGAGGGGGACACCAUGGGGUGCUGUAGCGGCAGGUGUACCUUGGCCUUCAUCUGUGGCAUGCAGCUGGUCAGUGUGUUGGAGCGUCAGGUGAUCGAUUUCCUGGGCUACCAGUGGGCUCCCAUCCUGACCAACUUCAUCCACAUCAUCGUCGUCAUCCUGGGCCUGUUUGGCACCAUUCAGUUCAGACCAAGAUACGUCACAGGGUACGCGGCCUGGCUCGUGGCGUGGAUGACCUGGAAUGUUUUCAUCAUCUGUUUUUACCUGGAGGUUGGGGAUCUCUCCAAAGAUUCUGACCUCGUGCUGACUUUCAACCUGUCCAUGCAUCGCUCCUGGUGGAUGGAGAAUGGCCCCGGGUGCAGGGUGACACCCAUCACCCCUCCCCCCUCCUGGGCACCCGAGGACCACCGAUAUAUAUCUAUAGCUGGCUGUCUGAUGGAUUUCCAGUUCAUAGAGGUGGCUCACUCCUCGCUGCAGAUACUGCUGGCUUUGGUGGGGUUUAUCUACGCCUGCUAUGUGGUCAAGCUCAUUUCUGAAGAGGAGGAUAGCUUCGAUUUUAUAGGAGGGUUUGACUCGUAUGGUUACCAGGGGCCUCAGAAGACGUCCCACCUUCAGCUACAGCCCAUGUACAUGUCAAAGUAAACCCAGGAUAAACUCGAGGAGAGCUGCCUUACCAACCACCACUGCUUCACAUCCUGCUUUUACUACUUCAACUGGGUUUUUUUAACCGAAAAACAACUGAGACACAGUCAAGUAGAUGGGAGUCACUGACAUUUUAUUCUGUGAUUCAACCAACAAAUACCGCCCCCCCCCUCCCCCAGUACAUGGUCAGAAGGCUUCCUUCUGCCCCUUCUGUUGUUUUUAAUGCAGUUAAGUCUGUUCUUGAUGAAACACUGGCCUCGUGUGGUUGAAUAUGGUAACUGCAGGAUUUUUUUUCUUUUCCUUUCUGCCUCUGAGGGAAAUCAUCUGGAGCCAGUGUCUCGCUUUGUCUUGUGCUGUUUGAGUAUCUGCAGUGAGAUGGAAACCAAAUGGAGGCGCAAAUCAGGUGAUGUGUUUCCUCAGGCCUCCAGAGAGAACUGUUUGUUUUCUGCUGUCAGACAAAAAAAAAAAAAAAACAUAAACAUGGAGCUCCUUCUUUUUGAGAUGCUUCCUCAAGUGAUGUGGGAACAAACAAACAGCUCUCGUGUGCAGAUCUGCCUGACCAAAGAGUGCAAAACCCCCACCCUUGUGUAAGCAAUAGAGCCUGUUUAAACAACCCUGGAACCGUUUGUGCUCAGCGUGCCUCAUAAGAUUGAACUUCAGAAGACUGCCAAGCAAGGAAUGUCCAGACUUCACUUUUCUAUGAUUACUUCACGGUGCAUUCGGAUACGUUUCGACAGCAAAGACGGAGACGGACGCUCACAUUUAAUUUGUUGUUCCUUGAAAAACUGUGAAUACUUAAGUAGCGAUAGGGGGACGUGUAUAUUUACAUGACAUCAUCGCAUACGUGCAUGUGUACAGGACGCAGACACAUUCACAACAACAACACACACACACACUAAUAGAGAUCUGCAACCACUUCUUUACUACUAAUGUGAAUAAUAACAAUGUUUACAAAAAAAACACAGAGAGACUGAGCACUUACUCACAGGUGCAGCAGACAGACAGACAGACAGACAGACAGACAGACAGGCAGACCUGCAGACACUUUUUCCCUGCAGCAUCCCAAAUGCCAACUGGCGUUUUCUUGCAUACUAAAUCAGACAGGACAGUUGUUCAGAUGUAUUUCUUUGGUGUCUUGCUGUCCAAAUAAUUUGUCUUCCACCCAAUGCAGGCAGGUAGAGGGAGAUGGAGACAAAACACAGUACCGCAGAGAUGUUUGAGGUCACACAGCAGUUUCCCAUCCACCUCAGUCCUCAUGGAGCCACCACACCCAGCUCUUUUUCUUUUGAAUUUUAUUUUUAAACAGAGCUGGAAGCCAGAUUAAAUGCCUAUUCAGCCCCACAGCAUCCAGCUCCAUUUAAUAACAGACAUAGUUCAAAAGCAGCUGAAAUCGUCCGUGGGCAACGCUGCCACAGAGAGAAAAGACAUGUGACUCUUACAGAAAUGACAAUCACAGUCAAAGUAGCUUUUGGUAUCUUUGAAUUUGUCACAUGGAGAGGAGCCUCUAAAUUAAAAAACAAACAAAAAAACAAUUACAUGAGUUAUUUAUUAUUAUUUAUGUAUGGAAACCACUAGUUUAAGGCGAAGCUGAAGGAAACAACGGAGGCUGACACUGAACGCAUCCACCCUCGCCUGCAAGACUAACAAGGACAAAAAAACAAUACCAGAGACUUUGCUGCGCCCCUCUUUCACCCCGACGACUCAAGUUUAAAUGUUGAAAGUGCCAACCCGAGAUACCGCGCGGACAUCUGUAAGAAGCCUGGUUUCUGAGAGCAACAGACUGGGACCAAAUGUGAUGGGUCUCAGGUUCACUUGUUUCUGGUUCCUAAUUUCAACAAAAUAGUGUCAGAUAAUUCCUGUUUGCAUUCCAGACGGCUCGCAGAUUUGAUUCCGCGUUGUUCUGUUCUUAAAAAAAAAGAAUGGACAGGUUUCUUCUGGACUAAAUAUUUAGCAUUUGUGUUGCGAUCUCCGGACCAAACGUUUGAGGCCUUUUUCUGUCAAGCAAGGAACGGUGUUUUUUUGCGGGGGGGGGGGGGUGAGGGGAAACUGUUGAGGAUUGACCAACAGACCCUUUUCCCCCCCCCCCCUCUACAAACUGAUGUUAAAGACCAUCUUCCACCUUCCUUCUGCCAACUUAUCUCUAGUCGUUGAGCUGUUUUUUGGUUUUUAAACAAACUCUGCGGGUUUCCUUCAGAGCCUUCAGAGCCGUCACUCUGGAGGACAGAAACAACAUUUUGUGUGUUUGCAUGGGGUGUUUCCAAAACUGUUGCAUAUUUAAUCUCAUGCUGCGUGUGACUAACUAGCUACUUAAAAGUGGAAACUGUUUGGUUUGUUGAAUGCUCCUUCGCUCUCUUCAAAGAGUCCUAUAUGUGAACUUUGUGAUUUUUUCUAUAACAGUCAGAAGUGUCUGCCAAGUGAAGGACAAUACUAGCUACUAGAGUGUAAAACAAUGACAUGUAACUUUGAACUUCUAGACGUUUUUUAAUAACAUGUGGCCGUGUUUACUGUUUUUUCUAGUUGACUACUAAUGUAUGAUGUUGUGUACAAGUGGGACUUCUAUGUUUUAUUUCUUCUAAAUGUACAGUUAUGUUACAUAAGAGAGAGUAAGAAAAAAGGAGACCGGGAGGAAAGAGAUUUAGUUGCACUAUAGUCCAUAAUUCUUUCAUCAAAACCUUCACCGAGGUCGGAAAAAUUCACUUUCACUUCAGCACAUGACAAGCAUUACAUUUAUUUUCAUUUAUAUUUAGACUGAUAAAUGCACAUAGCUUUUUAAUAAACAAAGUCGCUGCAAAUGACCGUGUCUUCUGGAAAUGUUAAAUCGGGGACUGUGAAAGGGUCACAUAUCCAUUAUGAAGAGCUCUUGAUUCAAAAUAAAUAGUCACAGUCACUUGUCGAAUGACUCGGGUUUGAACUGAAAGUGAAUUUAUUUAGUUGGAAUCACUUUAUUAUCGCCUGACACUGUGGAAUCAGCAUCAAACUAAGUACAAUUAUGGGAGAUUGGGCAGACGGAAGCAAACGGAAAGACUGUGCGUGUGUGUGUGUGUGCGUGUGUGUGUGUGUGUUACCUCUUUAGAACCUUUUCUGGCAUAAACGCUGACCUUGUCAGGAUCAGCCGUCCUCAUGGAGACCAUAACCUGGUCCUGUGUGAGGCAGAACCUCAUUACUGAGGAACUGGUUAAGUGUAUGGCUAAGAUUUGAGAGUGUGGUUAGAUUAUGUUUAGGGUUACGCGUUGACUGGUUAUGGUUAAAGUUAGGGAUAACGCUUUCAGACGGCUGUCCAAAUGAAUAGACGUCGAUGAAGUGUCUUAAGAAGAAUAGCUGCACAAACCUGUGUGUGUGUGUGUGUGUGUGUGUGACUUUGUACCACACUUAUUGUUUUCUGUGUCAAAUGAGCAGCACUGCAUCUGCUAAAGACAUUACCUGCUCUGGACUCAACACAAAAAACUUAAUACGUAUAGUUAAUGAAAAGCAAUAACAACAGUAACACUAAUUAUAAAGACACACUGCGCUUAGUGCAUCGUGUAUCUUCUCAUUUAGACGUUGGAACAGUCAAUAGAGCUCUUGCCUAUAGAUCGGAAAACUGCACUUCUGUACAGAGAGAGGAAGCCAAAGCCGAGCCAUUAUUUUAAGUGGCGCAAACAAACAUUUAGUCAAGCCGCUGCGACAUUUUACAACCUGUCCCAGUAUCUAACUACCCACAGCGGAAGCUUUAUAGUUAUGGCCGUUAUUUACAGUUAUUAAUGUGGCACCGCGUAAAGGUGUGACUUAUUUAGGGAAAGAAAAACGACAUAUUUUGCUAGUGUUUCUCUGUCUGAAAUGUAUAUGCAUAGUCUCGGCAGAAUCAACCCCGUCGCUUGUCACUGUGCCAUGUUAGGUAAGCGGACAGUGCAAAUGUGUGGAGUUUGGCAAUUUCAAAAACAGUUCUUUCAUUGAAUCAGUUUAAUCUUAAUUUAGGAGAGCUCAGAGAGUGCGUUAAUACAUCACCAUCACGACAUUAGGAAACAGUCACACUGUCAGUGUGUCAGUGCAGGAAUGUGCUGCUAACUGCCAGUGGGAGAGAAAAAAAAAAAACCUUCUUCAUUCAGUCUUUGUGGCUCUGGGUUGAUUUGUUAAUGUUCACCACUGACUCCAACCAUCUGUGUUGCUUUAACUUCUUCUCUUUUUCUGGUGGUUUUUCCCCCUCACAGGUGACUGACUGUACAUAAACUAGACAGUUGGGAAUAAAGUAGACAAUUAAGAAGCAAAGUCUA
Solea solea (common sole) is the source of this 6242-nucleotide messenger RNA. It is a transcript of the gene nkain2, whose product is annotated as sodium/potassium transporting ATPase interacting 2. The record is from RefSeq and is a predicted model, not a curated record. NCBI's taxonomy places the organism in Eukaryota, Metazoa, Chordata, Actinopteri, Pleuronectiformes, Soleidae. Gene Ontology annotation, biological process: regulation of sodium ion transport. The coding region runs from base 1366 to 1992 and encodes 208 amino acids. The transcript is spliced from 7 exons.